AGUUGUUAGGCUCACUGGAGUUUAAUCAGUGAUGCCGGAGCUGACUUCGAAGGGCACUACCAUCUCCAAGAAAGGCUUCAAGAGAGCUGUAGCCAAAACCCAGAAGAAAGAGGGAAAGAAGCGCAGGAGAUGCCGGAAAGAGAGCUAUUCUAUCUACAUCUAUAAGGUGCUGAAGCAGGUGCACCCCGACACGGGCAUCUCGUCCAAGGCCAUGGGCAUCAUGAACUCGUUCGUCAACGACAUCUUCGAGCGCAUCGCGGGCGAGGCGUCGCGCCUGGCGCAUUACAACAAGCGCUCGACCAUCACGUCCAGGGAGAUCCAGACGGCCGUGCGCCUGCUGCUGCCCGGGGAGCUGGCCAAGCACGCCGUGUCCGAGGGCACCAAGGCCGUCACCAAGUACACCAGCUCCAAAUAAGACGAGUCAAGUUACCAGACAAGCGUUAUAACCCAAAGGUUCUUUUAAGAGCCACCCACAUUUUCCAAAAGACUGUAGGCUCUUAGUUGUAAUAUAUGUGCGUAGGUCUAAUGACCUAGAAACUGUU
This is a messenger RNA of Canis lupus familiaris (dog), 542 nucleotides long. RefSeq names its product H2B clustered histone 2 (gene H2BC2). The record is from RefSeq and is a predicted model, not a curated record. The transcript has a single exon. Gene Ontology annotation, cellular component: nucleosome. Gene Ontology annotation, molecular function: structural constituent of chromatin; protein heterodimerization activity; DNA binding. Lineage: Eukaryota; Metazoa; Chordata; Mammalia; Carnivora; Canidae. Bases 32 to 415 code for a protein of 127 amino acids.